CAAGACACCUGGCGCCGAGGUUAGAUUCCAACACAUGCGGGGACUGGCCACCUUUAUUUCUACCACGGCGAAGAGCCAUUUGACAAACUCCGUAACCCGCAGGCCUUAGGGGAUGACCGUAUACCAUUUGUAGGACUUGCGCGUGAUGGAAGGCAACGACUCCUAUGUCAUCUUGGGGACACUGGAAGCUCCCUACAACGUUCGCGUGCUCGCAUUCACCCUGUGCCUGACCGUCUUUGUCGCCUCGCUGCUCGCCAACCUCCUGGUGCUGCUCUCGGUGGUCGUGCGCCCACAGCUGCACAAGCCCGUGUACGCCUUCAUGUCCAACCUCAUUAUCGCCGACAUCAUUGGCUGCACGGGCAGCUUGCCCCAGCAGCUCUACAUAUUUCUGACGAGGGACACGCGCAUCCCGCGCUCUUGCUGCAUCGCGCAGAUGUUUUCCAUGAACCUGUUCGUCGGCAUCGAGUGUUUCGCCCUCGCCUCGAUGUCCGUCGACCGCUACAUCGCCAUCUGCCACCCACUUCGCUACCACGCCAUCGUCACCGGCAAACGGACGCUGAUGGCCAUCGCUGCCAUCUGGGGCUUCGUGGGGGCCGUGCUUGUGCCCCUUACCAUUCUCGUCAACGCGCUAAAGCUGAGAGACGGCGACAGGCAGAUACAGGGCGUGAUAUGCGAUUACAUGGGGUUCGUCCGGCUGUCGCAGGGCGACACGCAGCUCCAGGCGGUCUACAGCACGGCGAUGGUCGUGGUGCUCUUCGUGGUGCCGCUGUUGCUGAUCGCGUACACGUACGCGAGGGUUAUCGUCGAGUGCGUGAGGACGCAGCGGAGCGAUUUCAAGGCGAAAGCGGUGAACACCUUUCUCACGCACUUCUUCAUGCUCGCCGUUUUCUUCGUCGCGAUCUUCCUCUCGGUCCUCGUGUCGCGCGUGGUCAAGGACCUGCAGAGCGUCCAAGCGAGGAACAUGCGCUACGCCUCCGGCUUCUCCACCUUCUUCAUCCCCAUGGCCAACGUCAGCAUCUACGUGUUCAGAACGAAGGAGCUGAGGAAGGAGAUGACGCAUUGGCUCCGUGCGAUUAUUCCGAGCAAUUUGUGCGGAGCGAAGGUCCACAAGGGAGGGUGGAUCGGCGCGGUGACUUUAAACCCAGUGCCUUUCCAGCGGGGAUGCGCAGGGGACAGCGAAUUGACUCAACAGCUGAGAGGGAGCGGUUUAAGGAGGAGGAGGUGGGCGAGCGCUUGCGUCUUGCGAGGCUGCGUGAUCACGUUGCUGGGCGCUGUUGGUGGUUGUGGCAAUAAACGGACGCCGUUGCGGCUCAUGAACAUCAACAACACCAUCACCGCCGUCGUCUUCUUCCUGAGUGCGAUGGCGGGCGCGUGGGAGAGUGGAGGCGCGGGCGCGCUGCAAAUUGGUCAAAUAAAUUGA
Lethenteron reissneri (Far Eastern brook lamprey) is the source of this 1420-nucleotide messenger RNA. RefSeq names its product olfactory receptor 2AT4-like. Lineage: Eukaryota; Metazoa; Chordata; Hyperoartia; Petromyzontiformes; Petromyzontidae. Gene Ontology annotation, cellular component: membrane. The record is from RefSeq and is a predicted model, not a curated record. Gene Ontology annotation, biological process: G protein-coupled receptor signaling pathway; detection of chemical stimulus involved in sensory perception of smell. Gene Ontology annotation, molecular function: olfactory receptor activity; odorant binding; G protein-coupled receptor activity.